This is a messenger RNA of Coffea eugenioides, 1653 nucleotides long. Its product is annotated as trihelix transcription factor ASIL1. Gene Ontology annotation, molecular function: transcription cis-regulatory region binding. Lineage: Eukaryota; Viridiplantae; Streptophyta; Magnoliopsida; Gentianales; Rubiaceae. The transcript has 2 exons. The record is from RefSeq and is a predicted model, not a curated record. Gene Ontology annotation, cellular component: nucleus. Bases 176 to 1255 code for a protein of 359 amino acids.
CAAAAGCUUACGUCAUCUUCUGUCUAUUAUCCUUCCUGAUUUAUCCCUUUCCCCGCCUUUCACUGAUCCUCAAAACCCUAAUCAAAACCUCAAAAAAUUGAUAUGAUAUUCGAGGCUUACAUAAAAUUAGUUUUUUCCUCUUUUCUUAUCUAAUCUAAAUCUAAUCGUUUGAGCAAUGGAUGAUUCCGAUGAAGAAGGUCCGUAUUUAACAAAGCCCACAUUUCGAUCAAAGCCAGCAAUUCGAAACCCUCACUCUUAUCCGCUCAACACCCAUUACACCACAAACGACGCCAUCUUUGCCCAGGAAGAUGACGAAUUUGAGGAUGACGAAGAAAGCCCACAAUUUCAAAAUGCUCAAAGCGGGUAUUAUUAUCAAUCUUUCUAUGAGGAUGAGCCCAAGCGAAGCAAAAAGAAAAGAAAGUUGGAAUCUUUGGUCCCAAAUUACGAGCUUGCCCCUCGCGCUGGGCUGAAUGCACCAAAAGGUUCCAGUCUUGGUGGUGGGAGCUCGAGGGAUUCCUGGAAUGAAGAGGAGAGCUUUGUGCUGUUGGAGGUUUGGGGGGAGAGGUAUUUGGAGCUGGGGAGGAGGAGUUUGAGGGCUGAGGAUUGGGCUGAGCUGGCCGAGAAAGUCUCCGAGAUGAGUGGAAGGGAGAGGAAUGAGAUGGAGUGCAGGAAUCAAUUGGAUGUAUUAAAGCAGAAAUACAAGAAAGAGCGGGCGAAAAUGGAGAAAGUUGGAGGUGGAUUCUUGAGCAAGUGGGUGUUUUUUAAGAAAAUGGAUGUGUUAUUGAAUCUGAGGAUGAGAGGGCAUGUUGGGUUGGGUUGUGGGGUUGAUUCUGGGGAGUACGUGUUUAUGAAUCCGCGGGUGUAUUUGGAUAAGUCUAAUGUGUUGGAUGAGAUGAGGGAUAGUCCUGGAGUGUCUGAUGAGGAGAAUGAGGAGGAAGAGGAGGGUUUGGGACUAGGGAAGGACGAGGAGGAUGGAGAAUCGGCUAGACUGUUGGCUGACUCGAUUCAGAGGUUUGGAGAGAUUUAUGAGAAGAUUGAGAGUAGUAAGAGGAGACAAAUGAUGGAGCUGGAGAAGAUGAGGAGAGAUUUUCAGAGGGACUUGGAGUUGCAAAAGAAGCAGAUAGUUGAGAGGGCACAGGCUGAGAUCGCUAAAAUAAGAGAAGGGGUUGAAGAGGAGGAUGAUGACGAGGAAGAAGAUGAUGACGAGGAGGAGGAAGAUGAUGACGAUGUUCAGAAUGAGAAUAUCCAGGUGUGAUACAGGAGGGAGAGCGUUUAUGAGAAAUGAAGGUCAUUGGAACCGAAAAUCACCCUUCUACUGGACUUCAGCAUCGAUGGCCAACUGCCAGAGUGGUUGUUUUGGGAAAGUUUUGGCUCUUUUUGAGUACCUCGCCAUAUACCUUUUGUUUCUUUUUUGGUGCAAGGGUAAUUUGCAAUUACUCCAUCUUGCAAGUAUGACAAUGAAUUUCUGUAUCUACUGUUAGGGUUUAGUAUGAAAUCUGGUAUUUUUGGUUAGGUACAGUAGCUUUCUAUUCUCUAUCUACCUAAUUACCCCAACAUGUUAGCUCAAUUUUGUUUUUCACCAGCAUCUACUUCUUGUUUGAUAUGAAACAAUAAAAUGGGAAUCUAUGUGAAAACACAUUCUUGAUCGCCUUA